Molecule: messenger RNA, 1245 nt
Organism: Colletotrichum orchidophilum
Lineage: Eukaryota; Fungi; Ascomycota; Sordariomycetes; Glomerellales; Glomerellaceae
Exons: 2
Coding region: 1-1245 (414 amino acids)
Source: RefSeq, a predicted model, not a curated record
AUGAGCUUCCCAACCGAGGCCCUGCAAUAUCUCUCACUUUGUCUCAACGUACGGCAUGGCAUUCGCCAAUGUCUUGUUGAGAUCCUUCCGAAUCCAACGGACCAAAAGCUCGACAGAGCCUUCAAAACUAUCGAGAAGUACCUUCAGCAACAACACGAACUAGGCCAGAAUCAAUACCAGGCAAGCUUGAAUCAAGCGAGCGCAUCUCUUGGCGUGCAAUGCGGCAUACUACAAGAACUUUUGACCAGAAAUGGAGAGUUUGCGACACAACUUGGGGAUAUGACAGGGGUACUCAGAUCAAUAUCCACGGAUCUGAAGUCAUUCACGAAGCCUGGGGUGUUUGGGCAAAUCGUGGAAAUCGGUGGCCUGGCUACGGGCAAUGCUGCCGUCGCCCAGAUCCAGCGGCUUGCAGACCAAGCUGAGAAGAUGGCCAUGAGCCUCGACAAGAUUGGAGACAACAUGUACUCUGAAAACUCUCGCGGAGACAAGUUUCCGGGCCACGUCCAUUCCUUUAUUCGAAGCAUGAUCGAAAAGCAUCAGGAAGAGAAGACGCCGCAUUACUUCUUCGUGUUUAACCAGAGCACGACGUGGCAUGCCAAGUUCGACGAUAUCAAGCGGGCGGAUCCUCUCGGCGACCACUUUCUCGGCUAUAGUCACGAUCUGGACGAGCUCGUUGCAUUCAUUGUUGAGGAUGCCCGGCCACGCCUAGGGUCCGAGCCGAUCGUACACAUCCUGAUACCGACCAUCAGCCAGCUCGCCAUCAUUGAGUCCCUUACUUUCCCCGAAGGCAUGGGGCCUUUUUGUGUGACUGGACAACUGGGCGAGAGUGGUCUGCCGUUCGUCUACCUAUGCACGCCGCUGGAUCGGGCGAAUCUUCGUCACAUCGGCUCGCUUAUGCCUAAACCUCGCUGGAUGCUACGUCAGCAGGUUGGCUUGUGCCUUCCAAUCGUGCAUCAGUGGCUUUCAACGCAUUUGGAACCUGUGUACUUCGAAGAUCCAUACUUUCAAUCUGUGGUCUUCGCCUCCUUAUGGCUCUAUGAGUCUGACUACACUCCGGUUGAACCGGGGGCUAAGGUCAGUUUCACCGAAUACAAGUUCAAGAAGGUGUCUAGGGAAGCAACUGAACAGCUGGACAAUGGUUUCCUUCUAUCAGAAGAGACUUCACGAGAGGUUAAGCUGGUCAUGGAUAAUACGACGAGGUGGAACCCUACCUCCCUGAUGAUUAAGCGAGCGAUCCAACUCUAA